AUGCAUCAGGCCGACGUUGGUCUGGAGGCGACGGUGUGUCGGGACGUCGGUGCGGCCUUCGGCCCGCGGUACCCGGCGAUCGAGUGCGGCAACAAGGACGACCUCGGCGCCAACUUCUACUUCGACCUGAUCUCGAAAACGGGCUACACGUACGUGGUCCUCGCGACGAAGCCGCCGACGGAGCCGCGCGAUCUGCUGAAGGAGGCGCAGCGCGGCGGCGACGGGUCAGUGACGCGCGGCGGCGGCAUCAGCAGGGGCCCCGUGACGACCUGGGAGGUGGACUGGAUGCAGGCGCUGCUCUAUUUGGUGGCCACGCGCGGCCUGGCGCAGCGCGACUUCGAGGUCAUCGCCGCGGCCCUCAACGAGGCCUGCGGGCUGAAGUUGACGAGGAGCGCGGUCUACCACAAGUACAGCCGGAUCGCGGAGCGGCGCGAGACGGCCUCGCCCGCGAAGGAGCCGGUCUCGAAGGCUGAGGUGGCCGUGGCGCUCGCCGCGAAGCGGUCCGCGGCGUCGCAUCUCGCGGGCCUCGCGCCGGAGGUCGUGCGAUCGCUGAAGGCGAGCGCCGCCGCUCUCGCCGCUGGUGACGCCUCGGACGACGUCCUCGCGGCGCGCGCCGCGCGCCAACACCGGCUCGAACGGUCGGCGUUGGGGAAGCUGCACGCGCUCUUCGUGGGCGCCGCCGCGCCGUUCUUCGUUGUCGAGUCCUCCUCGGGCGAGUCCUCCUCGGACGAGUCCUCCUCGGACAGUUCCGACGACGAGGCGGCAGCGCCGGCGCCGGUAGCGACGCCGGCCGCCGCCGCGGCGUCCCUGAGCGCGCUGCAGCGCAUCACGUGCAGGACUGACUGCGUUGUCGUAGUGUCCUCGACUGCGCCGCGCAGGGCCGUGGCGGCCUUGGGCCGGGCGGUUGGCGCCGAGAAGCUGCGCGCGACCGCGGCCGUGGCCUCCUCGGGCAGCGCCGCCGAGCGCGAGGUUUGCGAGGUGCUCCAGUGGGUCGAGCAGCGGCCCGCGCUCCGCUGGGUCUGCCUCGACGCGACGGGCGGCCUCUGCGAGGCCUAUGUGGCCGGCGCGCGCGCUGCCGGCGCCGCGCCUAUGUUCGCGCCGCGGUUCGUGCCGUCCGUCGACGAGGACGCGCUGCUCGCGGUGACGUUCCCCGAGGACACGCCGGACGCUGCCACGGCGCCGCGCGGUUCGCUACCGCAGUCGCACGAGAUCACGCGGGCUAAUAUUGCGGGGCGGCGUCUCGUCGUGACCGGCAAGAACUUUUUGCCCCAAGCGAUAUUGGAGCUCGUCCUGGAAAUUAGUUUUGGAGCGAAUAUCACGAGCAAGGCAUCCACAAAGACGCACAUGGUCAUCGGGCCGGCGAGUUGCCUGGAGGGCGACCCUGCGGACCAGUCAGCCAAUGCAAAGUGCGCCUUGUGUACGCCGACGGAGGACCCGAAGAACGGCGGCCACGCCGUGUUCCUCGAGGACACGAAAUGGAAGCGAUGCUGCGGGAAGGCGAGGUGGGGGACGUGUUGCUGGAAAAGCGGGGGAGCCUGCCGGCGCCGCUCUACAUUACGGUGGAAGACGCGCUCGCGCGCCGGCCCUGGAGGCGGCACGUCUGCGUCGUGACGGGCGCGGUCAACGGCUACGACCAGGUCGACUUCCUCGUGGCGCUGCGGGACACACUCGGCGCCGAGACGUGGGACCGCGUGACCGACGACACGACGCUAUUAAUCGUGGGCGAUUUGGGAGGCCGGGCGUCGAGCACCAAGCUCGACAUGGCUCGUGUGCUGAAGGUAAAUAUCGUGCGCGCCGCGGAGGUGCUGAAGCUGCUGGCGUCGCCCCCGGCGGUCUUCGCGGACGUGACGAACGGCGCCGGCCGGCCGGCGAAGAAGACGCGGGUGUAA
Messenger RNA from Pelagomonas calceolata, 1889 nucleotides. The record is from the annotation of a GenBank genome assembly. NCBI's taxonomy places the organism in Eukaryota, Pelagophyceae, Pelagomonadales, Pelagomonadaceae.